Molecule: messenger RNA, 2659 nt
Organism: Nerophis ophidion (straightnose pipefish)
Lineage: Eukaryota; Metazoa; Chordata; Actinopteri; Syngnathiformes; Syngnathidae
Gene: alpi.1
Product: alkaline phosphatase, intestinal, tandem duplicate 1
Exons: 11
Coding region: 49-1662 (537 amino acids)
Biological process (GO): dephosphorylation
Cellular component (GO): plasma membrane
Molecular function (GO): alkaline phosphatase activity
Source: RefSeq, a predicted model, not a curated record
UUUGAUCCGUGCCAGUCUCUCCGGUCUCCGGGUCACAUCACACCAGGGAUGCAGACGCCACAACGGAGGCCCCGCAACCUCCCACUCAUCCUUCUGGGAACCAUGCUGCUGGCUGCAGAUUGGGCUGCUGUGGAGAGCCAAGUCCAAUACGAGCAUGAGAGAGAACCAUCCUACUGGGAUACCCGGGCGAAGGCGACACUGGAUGCUGCGCUGAAGCUCCGCCCCCGGGAGCACCGGGCCAAGAACAUCAUCCUAUUCCUCGGAGACGGGAUGGGCGUGGCCACCGUGUCAGCAGCUCGGAUUCUGGAAGGCCAAAUGGAGGGGAACGCGGGGGAGGAGACAGAACUGGCGAUGGACACCUUCCCGUAUGUGGCACUUUCCAAGACCUACAGUGUGGACAAGCAGGUAGCAGACAGCGCGAGCACGGCUACGGCCUACCACUGUGGCGUCAAAGCCAACGCUAAAACGGUGGGGCUGAGUGCCCACGCAGUGGCCUACGAGUGCAACACUACCUUUGGCAAUGAGGUCUACUCCGUACUGCGACGAGCUAAGGCCGAAGGUAAAUCCGUGGGUAUUGUGACCACCACCCGGGUGCAGCACGCCUCCCCGGCCGCCGCUUACGCCCACUCGGUCAGCCGCAGCUGGUACAGUGAUGCCGAUCUUCCGAGCAGCGCCCGCCAUCAGGGUUGUGUGGACAUCGCUACCCAGCUGGUCACCAACGUCGACAUUGAUGUGAUCCUGGGAGGAGGCAGGAUGUAUAUGACACCAAAAGGCACUUCGGACCCGGAAUACCCAACCUCCAACUCUCGCAAGGGAGACCGCAAAGACCGAAGGAACCUUAUAGAUGUCUGGUUAAAGGCUAAACCAAACAAGAACUCCCACUAUGUUUGGCACAGGAAGGAGUUUGAUGCGAUAGACGUUAAAACGACUGACCGACUCAUGGGUCUGUUUGAGCCAAAGGAUAUGAGAUUUGAGGUUUUUCGAAAUGUCACCAGAGAUCCCUCCAUUGUGGAGAUGACGGAGAAGGCCAUUCAAAUCCUCAGCAAGAAUCCCAAAGGAUAUUUUCUGUUUGUGGAAGGAGGGAGAAUUGAUCACGGACACCAUGACGGCAUCGCCAAACUGGCGCUGACGGAGGCUGUGAUGUUUGACCGAGCUAUUGAGCGUGCCUCGCAGCUCACUCAGGAGUCAGACACACUGACAGUCGUCACGGCCGACCAUUCUCACGUCUUCACCUUCGGCGGCAACACCCCCCGAGGAAAUCCGAUCUUUGGUUUAGCGCCAAAAAAAGCAGAUGACCAAAUGCCUUUCACCAGCAUCCUGUACGCCAACGGCCCCGGUUACGUGCAUGUAAACGGAACCAGAGGGAACAUCACGAUGGUGGAUUACUAUGACGAAGAGUACAUGCAGCAGGCCGCCGUCCCACUCGACUCCGAGACACACGGCGGCGAAGACGUCGCCAUCUACGCCAAAGGCCCUAUGGCUCACCUCUUUCACGGGGUGAAAGAACAGAACUACGUGGCCCACGUCAUGGCCUACGCCGCUUGUUUGGAGCCCUACACGGACUGCCCGCCUCCGCCUCACUCCCACACGUCCGCCGGGUGCGCGAGCACACCUUCGAACCUAAUGUUGGGACUCCUGUGCCUUCUUUGGCUGUCCAGAUGACACCCGACCUCACACAUCCGUAAUAAUGCAAGUACAUAGCGUGCAUGUAGAAGACGCAUUAUGCAAUAAUCCUUUAUACAGCCAACAAACACACACACACACACACACAUAUCAUGUGAUCAUGACUUGUGGGGACCACCCUUUUCUACAGGUUGUGGAGGCAUAAAAAAAUAAGGUAAAAUAGCCACUUCCCAGUUAGCUCAUACAUGUUUUUAAAUCUCUGGAUUGAUGAAGUAUUGUGCUGCUCGUACUUACUGGGGACCCUGGGGAAAAAAGAGUUAAUAUGGUUCAUUGGGCCCAAAUUUAAUUAAUUUUGCAUAAUUCACACACAUUUGUACGUGACUACUGAGGACCAUUUAAAAAAAUUUCAAAUUAAAUAUGACAUGAUCCUUAGAAUAUGGCACUACAGCUGUCCUCUUAUAGGAAGUUCCACCCCUUAAAUCUACCAGCUACACCCCGACGAGGGGGCUGCUGUGCAAAUGUCUCACACUCAAACUAACCAGUAAACAUGUUCUAUGGGCCGAAGCUUAAAAAAAUCACUCAGGCAUCUUCAGAACUAUCUGACUAUCAUUUAAAAAAGUUUCCCUUUAGGGGGCCUGUUUUUUGGUCCCCAUACUGUCCGAGGUCCCCUAAAGGUGACUGUGUAAACAGAGCGAUGUCCCCAUUAAGUCAGCAUUGCCAGAACACACACACACAUAUGUGUGUGUGUGUUCAGAAUGGGGACCAAGUUUCUCAUCAUGACUUGUGGGGACUACCCUUUCUACAGGUUGUGGAGGCAUAAAAAAUAAGGUAAAAUAGCCACUUCCCAGUUAGCUCAUACAUGUUUUUAAAUCUCUGGAUUGAUGAAGUAUUGUGCUGCUCGUACUUACUGGAGACCCUGGGGAAAAAAGAAUUCGUAUGGUUCAUUGGGCCCAAAUUUAAUUAAUUUUGCAUAAUUCACACAUAUUUGUACGUGACUACUGAGGACCAUUUAAAAAAAAAAAAAAGUCAAAUUAAA